Messenger RNA from Lampris incognitus (smalleye Pacific opah), 2330 nucleotides. Its product is annotated as calcipressin-1-like. The coding region runs from base 678 to 1283 and encodes 201 amino acids. Lineage: Eukaryota; Metazoa; Chordata; Actinopteri; Lampriformes; Lampridae. The record is from RefSeq and is a predicted model, not a curated record. Gene Ontology annotation, molecular function: nucleic acid binding; calcium-dependent protein serine/threonine phosphatase regulator activity. The transcript is spliced from 4 exons. Gene Ontology annotation, cellular component: cytoplasm; nucleus. Gene Ontology annotation, biological process: calcium-mediated signaling.
AGUAGCUGGCACAAGCUCAUAUAAUAAGCGGUUGUAGGGCAGGAGAAAGAGAGAGGGGACUAGAGAACCGGCUCAGCUCUUACGCACACACCCAAAUCUCUGGAAAAUUCUGUCAUUUUGCAGAGCUUAGCAGAACACAGUGCACAAGCCUUAAAAAAGGGAAGGGAAGGAACGAAUACCGCCUGGAGAAAAACACAGUCAGUCUGUCUCAGAAGAGACACGAGAAGAGAAUUUGGACAGCAGAUAUUGAAGACUGGCAGUCGAUUGCAUCGGUCCUGUCAUCUGAAGGCUGCUGAGCCAAGCUAACGCCAGCUAGCCAGGCAAACCUUGGGAUCUAUGCUUUGAAGGCUUGAGGUCUAUUUAAGUAACUUAAACAGAGCGAGAGAGACUUAAGGGAGCUUGACUGAGAUUGAGAAACCAGGAAAAGGAGUGGAAGUAAAUUGACCUGGAAACCGGGGUGCUAAAACACCAGGUAUCCUAUUUGGAAGCAGCCAUUAUCCCCCCGGUUCUCUGUCACCCUGGGGAAGGCAACACCACUCCGAUCCCCCCGAUUCCCCCCUUCCUCUUCAUCAUCACUAACGCCGUCCUCGCCUUUGAACUCCGUCUCAACCCCCCUUCGCCCUUUGACCUCGCACACCGUCGGGUGGAAAAAGCUUCACCUCCCUGGAUUACCCAUCAUGCACAUCAAGACCACUAAAUGUAAUCACUACUGUCUGGUCGCCUCUGUGACCAGCCAGGAAGUGUUUGACCACCUGGAGCCACGGGCCAGCUUUGAGGCGCUGUUCCGGUCCUUUGACCCGGAGGUCCAGUUCCAGUACUUCAAGUCGUUCCGCCGGGUCAGGAUCAGUUUCCAUGAUGCUCUGGCGGCGGCCGAGGCAAGGCUCCGACUGCACAAGAGUGACUUCAACGGCAAAGAGAUGAGACUCUAUUUUGCCCAGUCCGUCCACAUUGGAAGUCCCCGACUGGAGCCUCCCAAGCCUGACAAACAGUUCCUAAUCUCCCCACCUGCCUCUCCUCCAGUCGGGUGGGAGCAGUCUCAAGACGCGACUCCUGUUAUCAACUACGACCUUCUCUGUGCCAUCUCCAAACUGGGACCAGGUGACAAGUACGAGCUUCACACAGCCACCCCGACAACCCCUAGUGUGGUUGUACACGUGUGCGAGGAUGAGCAGGGCGACAGCUCGGGUCCCGACGAUAGCGACCACGAUGAUAAGCCCCGCCCACCGCGCCCAAAAAUCAUCCAGACACGACGCCCGGACUACACUCCCAGCGUCAAGCAGUGAGCGGUAGCAGGCGGGCGCGAUUUAAACGGCUUUAACAUUCAUUCUGAAGUGAUUCAUCAAGAGCAAAAUUCUCUUGGAGCUUGGAAGGUGGUUCGGGACUUGUAAUGCACUCUCCCAAACAUUAAGGGGAGAUGUGUUGUCCCGUACUUUCGUAAAAGAGAACAGGACGGAGAGUGUGUGUGAGAGAGAGAGAGAGAACAUAGCAUCCCAUUAUGUCCAGUCAUGUUUGUUUUCCUCUCAUCUACGGGUUUGGACUCAACUGAAAGACUCGGUUAUUUAGAAAGAAGGAAAACCAGAUCAGAGUUAAGAGGGAAGAUAUUUUGUUGAACGGAUUUGUUCUGGUGGCUUUUUUUUUUCUUCUUCACUGUUUUUCUCGGAAUCUCACCGGUUUUGCUGGUGGCUAUUUAAAUAGUGACUGUUUAUAGAGGCUUCUGUAAUGAAUUUAAGUGAAACGUAAGACGGGGGGGGGGUGUAGGUUGUUUUGUUUUUCCCAUCAGAACUGCAGGCAUUGUACACACAACACCUUUUUCACCUGUUGAAAAGAGUCCUUAACAGGACCUUCUGUCACAGCUUCCUGCAAGUCAGCGUUUUUUUAAAAAAAUUUUUAUUUGAUGCCACAGUGCUGCCCCCUGCAGCCGUUCUGUGGAGGCCAUUUGGGGUCCCACUUAUUACGACGUCUGAAGUUAACCCCUGUCCAGGUUUUGGUAGGCAGUUCCUUGUUAUGUACUGCUUAGAAGGCGACAGCGCUACUCCUGUAACGGUUGGUACAAGUCUGGGGUCAUUUUGGUUGGAGUUUUCAUAUCUUGAUCCCAGUUGUGAUUGCAAAACAGGUCGUUGUUCUUGAACGUAUCUCGAUAAUUUACUUUAUUAUGUAAUUUGAGCUAUGUCAUAUUCUUUUUUUUGUUGCUGCUGUUGUUCUUUAUCAAGCAGUGUUUGUACUGUUUUGAAUGUGGGACCCUCCCUAGCCCUAGGCAACAUGAGGGAUUAUGGGUUUAAUUUGGUAAUUAAGAAAAUAAAUUUGGUUUACACUUUGAACGAUGGUAAAAA